Messenger RNA from Symbiodinium sp. CCMP2592, 1695 nucleotides. Lineage: Eukaryota; Dinophyceae; Suessiales; Symbiodiniaceae. The record is from the annotation of a GenBank genome assembly.
AUGACAGUUGGGGGCCUCAACGGGUUUCCAUGGUCUGGGGUUGGCCUCCACUUCCGGGAGCAGGAAUGGGCACUCUGGCACUUGGGGCUUUGCAGCUUCCUCGGCUUCGCCGUGCGCAUGGUGGUGGGGACAUCGAUGCUGAAGUGGGGCUUUUGGGUGUGUCUUCCCAUUUGUGUGGUCCACCUCUCGUUUUUGAUCCCCGUCCUUACGAACCCAAAUUGGGAGACGGCUGUGAUGCUACAGAUGAUCGCCUUGUUGGGCUUCGACUCUCAACUUGCUAACGACUUCUUGGUCUUCUACAACUUCCGCAGCUCCCAGGCCCUGGCCUUGCGGGCAACAUCCCAGAAGUUGGCAUCCUUGAGCGUGUGCUAUGCCUCCGCCUCCACCUUCGGAGGUGAUCUUCGACUACCUGGGUUGGCGUGGGAUACAUUGGGGUACCAUGUCGCAUUGCAGUCCUUGCAGCUCCUCCUCUACGCCACGGAGCCAGCCGUUUGGAACUCCUACCGUGAGGCCAUGCAAGGCUGCUUCUGCUGCCGCAGGCGAAGCCAGGAUCAGGUCGUCCCAUUUCAGGUGGAAGUUGAGAAAGCCACUCCUGGCCCGGCUCCGACCUGCAUCGUGCCACAGCCCGACUCGGCCCAUCUUCCAAAUCCUCGGCCGACGAGGCCCCGAAUAAGCAGCGGCGGCUCACAGCGCAGCGAGGCUUCUGCGCUUAGAGUUCAAGCGCAGCUUUCCUGGAUGUCUCGAUCUUCCUUGAGCUCCAAGGCAUCAACCUCAUCGCUCGUAUCCCAUGGGAAGGUGCAAAAGGCAGAGACUUUGGACCUGAACACUGAGCAGAAGGGCCUGCCGCGUGACCUCUGGCUCCCCGCCUUCCUCAUCUGCUUGGCAGCCUUCAACCACCAGAUGACCUACAUGACGGAGUGGUCGCUGUAUGCAGUCUUCUUCCGUGAGCAUCAUGGCUGGACUUCGGCUACCUGGGCAGGUGUCUGCCAGACCGCCGGGGACAUCCUGGGGGCCCUGAUGUUGAACGUCAGCGCUUACCUAAGCUCCGAAAACGGGGAGGAGGAGGGCUUCAAGGCCAAGGGUUGCAAGUGGCUCUGGCACUCUUUGACCAGCCAUCCUUACUGGUACACCCUUCUGACACUUGCUUGGGGUGUGCUGAGCUUCCUGAUGGUUAUGCCAAACAUCUUCCUGGCCGUGGGCUCCCAGAUUUUGAUGGGUACGGUCUACGUCUACUCCUUCGGGGCCGCCACCGACAUGGCCUUGUUCUUCUCCCUGGGAGACGGCAGCAUCUUCAUGACGCUGCAGCUCCUGAAGCGGCACGGAGAGUCCAUCGGAAGCGGCAUUGCUUGCUUCGCCUCCACGUUCCUCUACGAUGCGCUGGAUCCCAAUGCUCCCUUCAUCUUUACGGGUUGCUUCUCCUUCUUAGUAGCCAUCUACUACACCGCUGCCUUCUAUAGCCGGGAUGGCUUCGGGAAGAGCUUGGAAGAAGCAGAAGCUUCUCGGGCCCAGCGCAAGGGUUUGCGGAGAGUUAAGAGCUGGGUCGCAGAGGAGGACCCCCGACCUCGUCUUCCAUCCUUGGAGGAGGAAGUAGAGCAGAAUACUAGUAGCUUUGAGAGCAAUCUAGAUGGAGCCUCGACGAAACUGGACAUUGAGUGCAACACGGCAGUGGAGAACUCAAAGUCCAUGACAAUCUGA